This is a messenger RNA of Salmo salar (Atlantic salmon), 3353 nucleotides long. RefSeq names its product 72 kDa type IV collagenase. Gene Ontology annotation, molecular function: metalloendopeptidase activity; zinc ion binding. Gene Ontology annotation, biological process: extracellular matrix organization; response to hypoxia; collagen catabolic process. The record is from RefSeq and is a predicted model, not a curated record. Gene Ontology annotation, cellular component: extracellular matrix. Lineage: Eukaryota; Metazoa; Chordata; Actinopteri; Salmoniformes; Salmonidae.
UAACCUAGAAAGGCGCGCUCUUUAUGCUGAAUUUUCCCUAUCUGUUUGGUUUCAUUGUCAAUCUAUCUACUAUUUAUGCUGGAUUCGUGCCAUCAUUGUACCCGCUUCAAUGUAUGCGCAGAUACAACGAAUAGGCCAAGGGAGGCUAGGAAUUACGCAGUAAACUCGUAAUUAUAACAGGUCUCCGGUUACAUUUAUCCAACGUUCCCCGAUUUGGGGAGACUGCGCAGUCUGUAGCCUAUACUUCCCGUGGCAAGCAGCAUAAAAAAUUGCAUGUGUAAGCACAACUGAGUUAGCAGACCUGGGUUGCAGUGCAGAAUGUCCCGUUGAGGAGAAGAUAAAGCAACAGAAGAGGAAAGAGGACUACAUCCAGCCCAGACGCGUUCUGUUUUUCUCCAUCCUGAUUACAUACACAGCGAUUCUCCACCGGGGAAAGAUGGGGUGCCACACGGCAUUUAGCCCCCGACACCUUGUCCUCAAAGUGUUGUUGGUACAGUUAAUCGCCUUUCUCCAGAAAACCUCUGCAGCUCCCUCGCCCAUUAUCAAGUUCCCGGGAGACGAUAGUCCAAAAACAGACAAAGAAGUGGCUCUGCACUAUCUGAACAAGUUCUAUGGCUGCCCACAAGACAGAUGUAAUCUCAUGGUGUUGAAGGACACCCUGAAGAAAAUGCAGAAGUUCUUCUCGCUACAAGAGACGGGCGAGAUCGACCCCAAGACAGUGGAGAUCAUGAAGAAGCCCCGCUGUGGAGUUCCUGAUGUUGCCCAAUACAACUUCUUCCAUAGGAAACCCAAGUGGCAGCAAAACGCCAUCACCUACAGGAUUCUAGGCCACUCUCCUGACCUGGACGAGGAGACUAUUGAUGACGCCUUCUUAAGGGCCUUCAAAGUGUGGAGUGACGUCACCCCACUCAAGUUCACCCGCCUCAUGGAUGGAGAGGCUGACAUCAUGAUUAACUUUGGCCGCAACGAGCAUGGAGAUGGCUACCCCUUCGAUGGUAAAGAUGGUCUGCUGGCUCAUGCCUUUGCUCCUGGGCCAGGCACCGGGGGAGACUCCCACUUUGAUGACGACGAGCAGUGGACCCUGGGAGAAGGACAAGUUGUGAAGGUGAAGUUUGGUAAUGCAGAGGGGGAGUUCUGUAAGUUCCCCUUCAUGUUUAUGGGGAAGGAGUACAACAGCUGUACCAAUCAGGGCCGUGAUGAUGGAUUCCUCUGGUGCUCCACCACAUACAACUUUGACGACGACGGCAAAUACGGUUUCUGUCCCCAUGAAUUGCUGUUCACCCUGGGUGGAAACGCGGACGGAGCUCCCUGUAAGUUCCCCUUCACGUUCCAAGGGGAGAACUAUGAUGGUUGCACCACUCAGGGGCGUGACGACGGCUACCGCUGGUGUGCUACGACUGAGAACUAUGACAAUGACAAGUCCUACGGGUUCUGCCCUGAAACAGCCAUGUCCACCGUUGGAGGAAACUCUGAGGGUUCCCCCUGUGUGUUCCCCUUCACGUUCCUUGGAGACACUUAUGACAGUUGCACCGCUUCUGGACGUAGCGACGGCAAGAUGUGGUGCGCCUCCACCAAGAGCUACGACGAUGACCGCAAGUGGGGCUUCUGUCCUGAUCAAGGCUACAGUCUGUUCCUGGUUGCGGCACAUGAGUUUGGCCAUGCCCUGGGCUUGGAGCACUCCCAGGACCCUGGUGCUCUGAUGGCCCCCAUGUACACCUUCACCAAGAACUUUAGACUGUCUAACGACGACAUCAAGGGCAUUCAGGAGCUCUAUGGUGCUGGUACAGACAAGCCCGUGCCUCCCACCCAGGGCCCAGUCACUCCUAUGGACAUCUGUAAUGAACCUGUGGUGUUUGAUGCUGUGGCCCAGAUCAGAGGAGAGACCUUCUUCUUCAAGGACAGGUUCAUAUUCAGGUCAACCAACUUCCGGGGCAAGCCUUCAGGUCCCAUGCUGGUAGCCACCUACUGGCCUGAGCUCCCUGUUACCAUCGACGCUGCCUAUGAAAACCCACUGGAGGAGAAGACUGUGUUCUUUGCAGGCAAUGAGAUGUGGAUCUUCAAUGCAGACCAGAUAGAGAAAGGCUACCCCAAGAGAAUCUCCUCUAUAGGCCUGCCCACAGACCUGAAAGGCAUUGACGCAGCCUUCUCCUUCGGAAAGAGCCAGAAGACCUACCUGUUCGCUGGAGACAAGUUCUGGAGGUACAAUGAAGCCAAGAAGAAGAUGGACCCUGGCUUCCCCAAGCUCAUCGCUGACUCCUGGAACGGAAUCCCAGACGGCAUUGACUCUGCCUUUAGUCUGAAUGGCAUUGAUUACACCUACUUCUUCAAAGGUGCCCACUACUUCAAAAUGGAUGACAGUAGCCUGAAGAUCGUCAAACUGGGCGAGAUUACAAAGGACUGGCUGGGUUGUCACUAAGCAACAGUGAGACGCAUAGACAUUGGCUAAGCUCUCAGCGGACUGAUUCCCCCCAUCCCUAUCCAACCAGCCUAUCCUGCACCCUAGCCUAGAAACUAAUGACACCUUGUAACACACCGUGGGACCAUCUACACAGGCUGAACAUAGGCAACAGGAUUUUGUAUUAUAUUACGGUGUGAUAUUAUCAGUUUGUGUUAUGAUGAUGCAGAUUUACUUUGAUCUCUUUAGCCCGUUUUUUGUUAUUAGAAACUCAGACAUCAGGUAUGUCCACACUACAUAGAGACAGGCAGUGUUGUACUGGAAGAUAUUCUCCUGUAUAAAUGUAGCUUCACCUGAGCAGUAUUGCAUUAUCUGAAGAAUGAAUGCUGUCUAUAUUUACUGCUGUCUGCAAUCUAGCGAGUACAUGAUACUGUAAUAGAAUGAGAAAUAGUCAAUAGUAACUUCAGUGUUGUGGAAUACAUUUCAAAAUAUGAAUUUGCACAAUAUGUCUGGACAGAUAAUGGUGCUUAUAGAAAAUGCUUAUUUGCAUGAUAUUAUAUAUAUAUUUGAUAUGCAGUUUUUCUACAUUCUGUUCAGACUAUUUUCAGAAGUAGUUAUAGACACACCUUAUUCUUCAUAUAGGGCUAGCACUUUGUAUUAGACUAUACAGGGGUACUGCACAAAUAUGGAGACCAAAUUCUCUAUUUUGUAGGAUCUGUCUAUUGUUUCACUGAUGGUACAGGGAGAUGAAAGGCACAGGCUGCCUAGAGACUGUAUCUGGUUUGUUGUUGCAUGAUGGAGUCAUGACAAGAGAAGUACCACAGAAGUAUUGUGUAAUACUCUUUUUGUAUUGUUGUUUUGAUACUAGUCAUUUUGUUUUGAUUCAAAUGCUUUUUUAUAAUACUUUGUGCAAUGUGUCAUUCUCUGUCUGUAAAAUAAUAAAGAUGGAUGGUCAAUA